Symbiodinium pilosum is the source of this 462-nucleotide messenger RNA. The record is from the annotation of a GenBank genome assembly. NCBI's taxonomy places the organism in Eukaryota, Dinophyceae, Suessiales, Symbiodiniaceae.
AUGAGUGCAGUGGAGGCCCUCCUGCGGAUGCCUCUUCAGCUGCUUGUGGUGGGGCAGCGCAUGCUGGAGCGGCUGGGCAACGAAGGCGCCGCUCGCUGGAGCGCGCGCGCCGCCUCCUUGGAGAGGUUGAACUUUGCGACCGCCCAGCGUUUGGAGCUGCUUUAUUUCAAUCCGUUCCUCCAGGCUUUCCAGCCCGGAGAUCUGGCGCUACAACGGGAAGUGGCUUUGGAGGCUGGAGCCCUGGGCAGCGGAGAGCUCGAAGGGAUCCUGGCUUCCCUGGCGCUGCCUGUGGCGCUGCUGGCGCCCAUCCUACUGGCAGAGCUCCAGGCUUGGCGUCCCGGCGCUCCACUGCUACUCAUCUCCCUGAUACAUUUGCUCAGGGCGGAGGUUGUGAUUCCCUGGGUGUUCCAGGCACCGCCAGCGCCUGGCAGAGAACAACCGCACGAAGCGCUGCGAGAGGGU